GGUUGCGACCGGUUGGCCCCACUGCGCGCGCGCACACGCCGCUCUGCGCCGUCGACGUCGCGACGCACUUAGAAACGACACACAGCACCGUUGCUGUACAACACUUUAAAGAUCAAUCUCAACGUCUGUGGGCUUAUAUGAGUAAACAAACAUGUUUAAGUGAUCAGACUCUUGUGUGAAUGGUAUUGACGGUGAGGAAAAAUUUAGCUGAGAAUCAAAUAAUUAAAUCAGGACCAGCCCAGAAGCAGUGAUUAGAACUGCAGGGCCAAGUUUGGUAUGCGGCAUGGAGGCAGACGCGGCUGUCGAAGAGUUUGUCACAAUAGUGCCGGUUGGGGAAAAUAGUACUGUUGUACAGGAUCCAGAAUUUGUUACAGUGCUCAACGUCAGUGUGACAAAAGGCGGCGCUGAAGUUAUUGUAAACAGACCACGUGGUGCUCGAUUAGGUCUAGGACUAAAGUUUGAAGGUGGAUCAGCUGCAACAGAGAAAGUUCGAAGACUUUUAGUACAAUCAUGUGCGGAAGAUAGUCCUGCUGCGAAUGCGUGUACUCCUUGGGGUAAAUUGAUAUCAGGGGAUGAAAUUUUAGCUAUAGAUGGGACUCCAGUAUCUGAAUUAACAAGAAUCGAAUGUGUACGUCGUUUAAAAGAUUCAGAUGAAAGUUUAAUUCUUCUUGUCAGACAUUUUGAAACAUUGGAUAAAGUAGAUCAGCAAAAUAUGGAAACAAAAGAAACAGUGAUGACUGACUCGAAAACUUUUGUUGAUAUAUCAAGACCUCUGACUUUACCUCCCCCCGUCCCUCCGAGGAAAUUGGGUAAGAAAAAUUCCUUUAAGGAUAAAACAACCCUUCAAACUGUGGGUGAACAGAACGCUCUCAUGAAUUUAAAUCUGUCUGACACUGGUAACGAUAAAGAUAGUAUUAUAAGUGCAUUAGUCCACCAACAUUCGAUGGUUUCAACUAUGAAUAAAUUAUCACGGAAAUCGUCUUUUGAUAGCCAUAUACAUCGUCAAACCAAGGAAAGUUUUGCACACUUAAAAAAAGGUUCUCCCGAAGAAGUGAGGCGUCUAGUACGUCGACUAUCAGACGGCAAAACGAUACCACCAGAAGCUGAAGUUUAUAUUGAUUUACUUUCGAAUGAGUGGGAACGCUGUCUUGUCUUAGCAGAUGCUGAAUCAGACGAUACUGGUAGUUCUAUAUCUACUGUAGUCGAUAGACUAGGAUCUAUGGCUAGUUCUGUAGAGAAUAGUAUUCCUUCAACUCCAGUUAUGCAACAGAAAUCAAUUGAUAUUCAAAAGGUACUCAAUAGUAUUGAAAAUAUAGAUUCUGAUAUAUUAAAAGACAUGACGAACGUGAAAUAUUCUGAAACUAAAGUAGAUAGAAAUGAUGAUCUUAAAAGAUGUUUAAGAAAUUCUAUGACAAAUGGACAAAAAGUGUCUAAUACAAAUUCAAACAUAGUUACAGAAAAUAUAAAACCAAAACAAUGUGAAAACGAUAACAAUAACAACGAAACAUCUAAAACUUUGGCACCAAACGAUACGUUUGCGAUAAAUGACAAGAAAAUGAAGGAGGAUGUAGUGCUCGAUAAACCUAAACCAAUGCCACGCAGCACUAAAGUGGAACGUUCUGCAAGUGAAAAGAAACGUCGUCCUGUUCCAAUACCAGAAGUACAGCCUCCUAACAUUUCGGAACCACUUUUAACACCUACAAAGAAAACAUGUAUUGAAUCGUGGUUACAGCGCUCAGAAGCUGAAAUGCAGAAUACCUCGACAGAAAAAAUAGAGGAAACUACUAUUCCUGAAGCAUUACCACGUCUUAUUGACUUUGUCCCCAAGAAUCAGUACAAAGAAAAAAGCAACGAAUCUCCAACAUGUGUUAGACCUACAACGGCUCCUCCUCCACCACCCGUACCUCCACCAGAAACCAGAGAAGAUGGAUCGGGAGCAUCACUUGAUACAAUUGGUGAACUUGAUGAAACCUGCGACGUUGUAGACAACGCGAAACAAACGAAGGAUAUUGAAACGAAUAAAAGAAAAUCACUUUACGAGAGAAACUUCUGGGAUGAUCGAGUUAAUAGAAGUGAUGCCGAAGACAAAAGCCUUUCUAAUGAUGAAACUCCAUUGCCUUCUUGUCCUCGACAACCUCCUGAUGGAGUAGAGACACCUUCUGAUGUUGUUGAAAAAGUCCCAGACCUACCUACAAGAUUACCUCCAACUACUUGGAUAAGUACUCGCUCUAGAUACUCAUAUGCAUCUCGGACUCAAGACGCCAGAAGUGAAGCAAGUGUUAAAGAUAAAAUUGCGAUGUUCUCUGUUGACCUCGCUGCGUCAUCAGAUCGAUUGGAUAAAUGUGGUACGUUACCGGUCAGAUCACAUUCAACAGUAAGAAAAAAUGCGCCUUCUUUUAAAAAUGAUUACACAGAGAUAUCAUCCUUGGAUCGACGUCUUACAAAGUCUCAAGAUAAUUUGGAUGAGACACCUCGCUCAUAUAAACGGAACUUAGACAGACCUGAGGUACUUGGGGCUUUGGAAAACUCACAUAUCGAAAAGAAAGGUUAUAGGUCAAAGCCAUCAGAUAUGUUCGGUAAACCCUUAUUCUAUGGGAGUACGACAACUUUGCCUACAAAUAUAUCAUCUAAUAAAUCUAUUUAUCAUGCACGUAGUAUAAGUGAUGAUAACAGCAACAAAAACUCUGCUUCACAUAAAUCUAAUCUCGAGUAUUUGAUAGAGCAAAGAAAGAAGUCAAUGUCAAAAUUGCGUGGUUUAGUAAUACCUGAAGUUCAAGCCCCUAUUGUAGACUUGCCUGAAAUUAAGGUCAAGGAUCCACCACCAAAAACUUUACUUCAUAAUUUCUCACAGAUUCAAACAACAAAAGAAAGUAAAAGCGGUUCUAAAAAUCCCUUAUUUGUGUCAGAAAAUAAGUGGAAUACCAGCUUUUUAACAAAUAAUAUACCGAAAUAUUCACCAGCAUUCAAACGAAAAUUUCUACAAGUUUAUACGCCUUCUCUAUCGAAGGAAACAACUCCAGAGAGAAAAUUGCCUUCAAAGGUAGACACAAAUGAAAGAAUUAUAAACAAUUAUAACAAUUCUUUUUCGUCUAAACCUGCUAGGAUUACACAAGAAUACCCGAAACCCACGAACAAGUCAACGCAAUUGUUAAAUAAAGAAUUCUAUAAAAUUAACUCCAAUGAUAAAAAUAAUGAUUUUAAAAAUUAUGAAAUCCGAAUUUGCACUACUACAGAUGUUGUGGAUAGUGAUAACGAUUCUGCCAUGAGUUCUACUCAAUCAAGCUAUCGUUCUUCAGCUUCUUCACCUAUGCAUAAUAUGGACCACUUAGAGUCAGAUAGCUCACGAUUGUCUCCCAAACUUUCACACUACAAUACGUAUUCCAUAGUAAAGACAGAAAUCCCGAAUAAGUUACUACCUAUCUCUCAAAAGAACUAUGAGGAAUAUAGCAAAAGAAAAGUUUGCCGAUCUAUGUCUUCGGACACAAAUAUUUCCCUUAGUUCUUCUGCAGGUUCUGCUGCUACAUCAGGAUCACAAGCAAGUUGUAGCUCUCUUGAAAGUUCUGUGGCUGACUCAGAUAAGAGAAAAGUUUCAACAAUAUAUAAUGUGGAUACAAUAAAUCGAAGAAACAUUGUAGCUUCUUCAAAGUGUAGAAGCGGAAGAGAUGUAACGCUUACGUCCCCAGUUAUUGAAACUAAGUUCUCGCAUGAGUCCUACAACAGAUCUCCUAGUCCAACACACAAACCGUCUGAUCGCCUUUCGACGCUCACAUCAACAGUGAGCGCUGUAGCGAAUAAAGGUGAAAACAGACGACGAAAUAAAAAAAUUGUUUCUGAUUCUGAUUCUGAUAAUGAAGAAAAUAUCAGACAGCGCAAACCUGACUAUAAGAAUACAAGAUUAAAACGUAAUUCUAGUACAACGAAUAAAAAUAAUAAAUAUAGUGACAAUGUCCAGGUAACAGAAGUAAUAGAAAAGGAAUCUGUUUUAAAAGAAAAAGUUUCAAAAGGAAAAGAUUGUAAUAACGAAAUUCAGGAUAAUCAGAAAGAUUUAGACAAAAAUAAAUCUGAACUAAUCAACACUACGGGUCUUACGAAAAUUGAAAAGGACAAAGAAAAAAGAAAUGGAAUUACACCCAAAAAAGACGUUCCUGUAAAGUUGCAAAAUGUUAAGCCUGUAUCUAUCCCUGUGAUAAAUUCUAAUAAUGUGCAAGAGAAACCAGUGAAGGUGACUACACAAGUAAUACGUCUUAUAAAGGGAGCUGGUUCUGGGGUUGGUCUUAUAUUAGCCGGUGGAAUCGAUUGUGAGGCUAAGGAUGUAACAGUACAUCGUGUGCUAGAGGAUAGUAUAGCAGCAAAAGCUGGGAUCAAGAGGGGAUCAAAAAUUCAAAGUAUAAACGGCAAUGCUAUGAGCGGAAUGACCCACGCUCAGUCCGUAAAGGUGUUAAAGGAACAGCGUUCAGAAGUCAUCAUAGAAAUAGAACUUCCGGAUAACAGAAAUCUUAAAGACUGCGGCUCUCAACAUUCGGAGUCGAAAGGGCAACAGGGAAUGGACGGAACAAAAUUCCGCAACAAUUCAGGCCGUUCAAUUGUGACUGUUAUAUUAGAAAAAGCCGGGGGUGGUGCUGGAUUGGGUUUUGGCCUAGAUGGAGGAAGAGAUUCUCCUCAAGGAGACAAACCUUUGACUAUAAAAAAACUGUUCGCCGGAGGUGCGGCUGCUCAAAGUGGGAAAGUUUUGGUUGGCGCAGAACUGCUCUCUGCUGGUGGGCAAGCUAUGGAGGGAUUUACUCGUACUCAAGCGUGGGCUGCUCUUAAAGCCUUACCAGCCGGUCAAGUGACUUUAGUGUUAAGGAACCCGUAACAUUAAACCAGCGGCAUUCAUAAUUUUUGUAACAUUUUUUCAAACGACAAGUCAUACUCGUAUAUUCUUAAAAACAUUGUUCUUAAUAUAUUUUGAGUUUAUUAGCUUUGAGAUUAUUCGACUAAAGAUCAGUUAUACAGCUUUAGUCAGCAUUUUAGCAAGACAACAUGUACAUAGUAUGUAAUAUUUUAAAACGCGUAUCGGCUGUAUGUACGCUACAAAGACUGUCAUUCAUUUUAUAUAAUUUAUUACUGUGAAUAAUAUUAAACUAGUCUCGAUGGCACAUGUUGCGACGUUGUUAUUUUAAGUCUGUUAUUGUGAAAUAGUCAUGUUUUGGUGUUUAUUUUGUUAUUCCGGCAGAAAAACUAGAAGUGUGCCAUUAUGAAUUAAAAAGAGUACAAUCAUCACUUCUGUGCAUAAAAUAUAGUGCGCGAUUUAUAAAAUAAUGGAACCAAUUUGUAAUUAAGUUAAAAAAAAUUAUAAUAUUUAUUUUACAAUUCGAUUUUUUUAAUAAUUUUUGACGUAUUAAAUAUGAAUGUGACAGUAAUUGAUGUUUCCCGAAUUCAUAUUUUUAAAUGUUCAAAUAUGUCAAUAAUAAUUUUCCUUUUUUUUCUGUAAACAGAAUAACCUUAUUUAAUUACUUGCCAUUUAUUUUUCUAAUACAGCCCUAUCUUACCAUUAUUAUAUUUAUAAAAUUUAAGUUUUAUUUCUGUAAAUAGCUUUUUCGUUAUAAUCGCUAAUGAUUAUUCACUUAUUUUUUAGAUGCUUUAUUAUUAAACUAAUAAUUUUACAUUGCAUAUUUCAACACUGUUAAUCAACAUAUAUUUUUUAUCCUGCAGUAUGUUUAUUAAAUAAAUUUUGCAUACUAUAAUUGUA
Danaus plexippus (monarch butterfly) is the source of this 5731-nucleotide messenger RNA. RefSeq lists its product as uncharacterized. NCBI's taxonomy places the organism in Eukaryota, Metazoa, Arthropoda, Insecta, Lepidoptera, Nymphalidae. The record is from RefSeq and is a predicted model, not a curated record. The coding region runs from base 284 to 4855 and encodes 1523 amino acids. The transcript has 8 exons. Gene Ontology annotation, molecular function: protein binding.